CUCUGUCAUGGGAUGGGGUGGGAAGAGGAGGGUGUGGGGUUGGAAAGGGGAAUAAUAGAUGAUUGAUGAAUUCAGAAUUGGCAAGGCAACAAGCGAACAAGCAAACAAAGGAACCAAGGAUGGCACAAAAAUAGCUUUAGGGGGCGGGGCGGGCAGCGCACUAAUUAAACUAGCCCAGCGCACCACCCGCAAAACUCACUCGCCAGAUUCUCCCUCACUCAUCAUCGGCGCCCGAGCUGCGGCACCAGCAGCAGCUAGAGAGGGGCUAGAGAGAGAGAGAGAGGGGCGCGGAGGGAGAGGAUAUCAUGGCACAGCAGCAGUAGCAGCAGCAGCAGGGGGGAAAGGCCCAAACACACACACGAGAGAGAGAGAGAGAGAAGGGUGGGAAAGCUUGGAAGAAGAGAGAUCCACCUCGAAGUAACCCCUCCUCCCUCCCUCCCUCCCUCCCUCGCUUCUGCUGGAGACCUGGAGCCGAGUUGAGUCUACUGGUGCUGCUGCUUGCUGCCCUCGACGACGGGUCGAGUGAGCUCCAAGAAUUGCUCUGCUCCGGCGAGGUGAGGGGAGCAGGGGAGGAGCGGCGGCCAUGAGGGAGGAGGAGGAGCCCAGCUGGUUCGCGCGCUGCGAGGAGCAGCUGCCGCGCCCGGACGAGCUGAUGCCGCUCUCGCAGACGCUCAUCACGCCCGAUCUCGCCGUCGCCUUCGACAUCCACUCGCAUGGCGGCGGCGGCGGGGCGGGCGGCGGCGCGGGGGGCGGUGGGGCCGGCGGCAGCGGCGGCGGCGGCGGCGCGGGCGGCCCGGACAUGAACGGCGGCGGCGCGUCGUCGGCCGCGGGCUCCAGCGGCGGCGGCGGGGGCGGCGCCGGCGACGAGCCGGCACGGACGCUCAAGCGCCCGCGCCUCGUGUGGACGCCGCAGCUGCACAAGCGCUUCGUCGACGCCGUCGCGCACCUCGGCAUCAAAAACGCCGUGCCCAAGACCAUAAUGCAGCUCAUGAGCGUCGACGGCCUCACGCGCGAGAACGUCGCCUCCCACCUCCAGAAGUACCGCCUCUACCUCAAGCGCCGCCGACCCGUACCCGCCCUUCGCGCCCAUGGGCCACCACCACCACCACCACCACGCGCCGCAGAUCGGCCACUUCCACCACCCCGCCGCCCGGCCACUCGGCCACUACGGCCCCGCGGGCGCCGGCUUCGACCACGGCUUCCUCAGCCGCGCGGUCGGCGCCGGCGCGCCGCCCGUCGGCCCGCCCGGGAUGCACCACCACCGCAUGAUGGCGCCCGCCUCCUUCGCCGACGACAUGGACCUCGGAUCCCGAGGCGGCGGCGGCGCCAGCGGCCGCCGCGAGCUGACGCUGUUCCCGACGUCCGGGGACCACUGAGGCCGCCGGGGGGAUCCGACGGCGACGGGCAUCGGGCUGCGGGCGGCCACCUCCGCCCUCGGGUACAUAAAAUUCGUUCGCUUCCUGCUCUGCUUCCCACAGAUCGGCAUCGAAAUCGAGCGAGGCUCAAACCACAUCUCAUAGAGUCCAAGAAUUAUUGGGAAUUAGCAAUCCAUCCACCCACCCAUGAUCCGUGUGUUCCGUAGCAUCUCGCCGCCGCCCCACCAUUGUUGCUGUUGAUGUUCGUGUACUGCUCUGCUGCUAUUUGUCAUGUUCUCUCCCCCUUCCAUUGUUCUUGUUGCUGAUGACAUAAAGUUAGCCUUAGAGAUGAUAUUUAGAGGGUACAACAAAAUUGUGUCUACCUACAAUCUAGAAUUUUUUCUCGCCUUCGCCGUCGAAGAACAGCUCAAUCCUCGCGAUUGCGCCGAGGAUCCGGGGUCGAACUGCUCUGUUCUUCUUCAGUGAUGCAACAACCAUUGCUUCAGAGCAGCGACCCCCAUCGAAGAAGUGAUGCAACCAUUGUGCAUCACUACUAAGAGUUCCAUAUGGAUACAGGAAUAAGCAAUCCCAAGGCGGCACGCCCUGAAGAUCAAUAAGCUUGAGGAUUGUAUACCGGUAUGAUAAAAUUCAAUCUUGCUGCGGGAGUCAAAUCAUCUGCGAGGACCACCAAAUAGAGAGAUUCAGAUUUCAGAGCAUAGUCUGCUGCUCUGCCAGUUUUCUUCCUUGCACCUCCUCUGAUGGAGGUAGAAGAGUAUAGUAUGAUAUAUGUAGCAUGGGCUGGGAUAGUGUUGUCACAUUCUCUGCUUCCGCCUCCCGAGAACUCUGGAGCAGCUCAAAUUGGAGUUUGUUGUUGUUGUAGCAAAUUGUAGCGACCGGUCAUCUGUAUAUCUGCGCAACUUAAAAGAGCUUUGUAGCACUGAGGAAAAGAUCUGGUUCAGUCAUGCUAGUACAGUGGGAUGCUUAUGUUCUUGUAUGCUAGCACUGUUCUCCGGCUCCGAUCAAGUCAGAAUCUUCAUA
This is a messenger RNA of Panicum hallii, 2393 nucleotides long. RefSeq names its product transcription factor MYBC1. Gene Ontology annotation, biological process: regulation of DNA-templated transcription. Gene Ontology annotation, molecular function: DNA-binding transcription factor activity; DNA binding. NCBI's taxonomy places the organism in Eukaryota, Viridiplantae, Streptophyta, Magnoliopsida, Poales, Poaceae. The coding region runs from base 584 to 1582 and encodes 332 amino acids. The record is from RefSeq and is a predicted model, not a curated record. The transcript has 2 exons. Gene Ontology annotation, cellular component: nucleus.